UGACAGAUUGUGCUUGAAUAAUUAAAUAAAUUUAUAGUGACAUGACAGAUAGUACCAAAGAAUCCACUAAAGAAUUCACUUUAGAACGCGAUUGUGAACUUCGAUUUGAAAUUGAGAGUAAAACUCAAAUAAUUGUUGAGCUUAAAAGUGGAUUUGCUGAACUUUAUGGAACAGAAUUGGUGAAAGCAAAGAAAUAUACGUUCAUUCAAGGUGCAAAAGUUGCUAUUUUCUCUUAUCAAGGAUGUGUUUUAGUGAUAAAAGGAACGCCGGAUGUUUGUUACAUUGCAAGGGAGACUCCAAUGAUUCAAUAUCUCAACACUCAUUCAGCAAUAGAGCAAAUGCGUGAAAAAGCUGACGAAAGAGGCACAACAGGUCCUGUUACAUUAGUUGUAGGUCCUACCGAUGUUGGAAAAUCAACACUUUGUCGCAUUCUAUUGAAUUACGCUGUUAGACUUGGUCAUCGACCGAUUUAUGCAGAUAUAGAUGUUGGACAAGGAAGCAUUUCUAUUCCAGGGACGAUUUGCUCACUUCUCAUUGAACGACCGGCACACAUUGAAGAAGGAUUUUCACAACUCGCACCAUUAGUCAUUCAUUUUGGACAUAAAGCACCGGAUUUCAAUAAUGAACUUUAUAAAAUUUGCGUGUCAACAUUAGCUGAUAUAACAAUGGAACGAUUAAAAGAAGAUAAACGCACUCAAAGUUCCGGAGUAAUCAUAAAUACUUGCGGUUGGGUUAAAGGGCAAGGAUAUCAACACUUACUUCAUGCAACAAAAGCUUUUAAAGCUGGAAUAAUCCUUGUACUUGAUCAAGAACGUCUUUACAAUGAACUUUUAAGAGAUGUUGAUUCGUCAGUUAAAGUAGUUUUUCUGCCGAAAUCAGGAGGAGUCGUUGAAAGGAGUCAACAAGCAAGAGCUGAAAGCAGAGACUUCAGAAUCCGAGAGUAUUUUUAUGGCUCUCGAUCUCCACUUUAUCCACACUCUAUUGAUAUAAAAUGGGCUGAUAUGAAAGUGUAUAAAAUUGGGGCUCCAUCUCUUCCUGAUUCUUGUAUGCCUUUAGGGAUGAAAGCUGCUGACAACAUGACCAAACCGUGGCCAAUUCAACCUGGCCCACAACUUCUUCAUCAUAUUUUAGCGUUGAGUUUUGCUGAAAAUGUUGAGCAAGAUGUUUUAAAGAAGAAUAUUUGGGGGUUUGUGUGUGUAACAAAUGUUGACGUGGAACGACAAACUAUCACUGUUCUGUCACCACAACCACGACCGUUGCCAAACACGGUUAUGCUUCUCUCCGAAUUGCAAUUCAUUGACAGCCAUUAAAGACUUCAACUUUGCACCUUUUUGUAUCUAUGGAAACUAAAAAUUAAAUUGGGAAUAAUAAAAAAGAUUUUUAAUUUAUUAAAAAAGGAAAAAUUUUCUCUUAUUAAUCGUAGUAUC
Clunio marinus is the source of this 1427-nucleotide messenger RNA. Lineage: Eukaryota; Metazoa; Arthropoda; Insecta; Diptera; Chironomidae. The record is from the annotation of a GenBank genome assembly.